This is a messenger RNA of Aphis gossypii (cotton aphid), 7218 nucleotides long. RefSeq names its product whirlin (gene dysc). Lineage: Eukaryota; Metazoa; Arthropoda; Insecta; Hemiptera; Aphididae. Gene Ontology annotation, cellular component: plasma membrane; stereocilia ankle link complex; cilium. Gene Ontology annotation, molecular function: protein binding. The record is from RefSeq and is a predicted model, not a curated record.
AAAGGACUAACAUUAAUUGAUUUUUAAGAAACUGCAAUAAUAAAGUUAUAAUGUAUAUUAAAAUAUGUAUUUUGUAAUUUAAAUACGAAAUGUAUAGUACUGUAAAAUAUUUUGCCCACGUGUGAUUAUACAAUUUAUAAAUGUAAUACAUAAUAUAGUGUAUGUGUUCCAUGCAUAAGUUUACUUUAUAAGUAUAUAAAUAUACAACUCAGACUUUCGAGUACCGACCAACCACCUUCACAGGACCUCUAGGGACGACUAAAUACACGUUCAUAUGUAUAUAUAAUAUAUUAUGGCGGUGGCGUCGACGGCGUUAUAGUUGACCGAAUCAAUACUAGGUGUCGCUCCGGAGCAUUCGACUUUUAAUCAAUGAAAGCGAACGGGGCGACCCACAAAAAGUAAAAAAAAAACAAAACAAAACAAAACUGAAACAAGGCGAAAAAAACAGAAUGUUCUCUCGGAAAAAAGUAUGUUCACAUAAUACAUAUCCAUUCGUAUACUGUCGCGUCAAUAAUUGUACUGUAAUACUACCAUUGUUAUAGUCGUCGUCGCGAAAAACGAAUACCUAAUUUAUACGUGAUAGUUACAAUUAUUUAUAAAUGUCUAAUUUAUCCGAAUCUAUGUGUUUAUAUCUGUUUACUUUUUGUCGUUUUCACACGCGUUUUUUAAAUAGAAAAUUUUGCAUGUAGACAUAUCUACAAGGCACAAGGUGAGUAUUUGAUCGGUAUGAUAAUACUUACUGCUAUGAAAUAAUAAUAAUAAUAAUUUGACGUCAUAUCGAGCGCCGCUUUUGUAUGCAGUUCAAAAUCGCGUUGUCACGUCGACAUCGUUCAUUUAAACAUUGUAAUAUAUAUUAUAUUGUACGAUCGAACGACUCGCGCGAAAUCAUCCCGUGUGUUUUAUCGUGAUUUUCACCGGCAACCGUACCGCGUGUGAAAACGUUUAAUAGCGGCGGCGGCGGCUGCGGCGGCGGCUACAACGACGACGACGACGACAACGACGCGACAGGCGAGAUCAGAACUCGGCGGCGUCACUCUUUCGCCGACUACACCCUGACAGACUGGCACCGUGUAUCAUGUCCUCCUUUUGCAACUACGUGAAUCAUUCUGUUUGGUAUUUUGGCGUACCAAUUAAUAUUGACAAGUGUUUUGUGUAAUGGAAAAAUGAUGCUUGGAGGAUGGGGUCGAAGUCCUGGGAGCAGUGGAUCCGUUCCGCCGUCAGGACAACGUACCGGUCACCGACUAUUGCCAUUGCCGUUCAACAGAACAGGAGGCGGCAGUGGAAGCGGCGGAAGCGGUGGCAGAGCAGCCGAAGCUGAAGAUGUCAUGGGACAUUAUGGACGAAAUAAAGGCGGUGUAAAUAAAAUACGAACUGGCCUGUAUUAUUCUCCACCAGGUACAUCUUAUACCAUACUCGAAAAGCCCCCAGCCGCUUCACCACCACCACCGCCUCCUAGAGCAACAUAUCUAAGGGAGUCGUCAGCUGGCGUAUCCGGACCAAAUCACCCAGGCACUGGUAGCAAUAGUAAUCGUUCUAAUAAUGCCAGUUCACGUGGAAGUUCUGGGAAAAAGAGGCCUAUUUCUCCGGAACAAGUUCUUAAAAUGUUUGCAGCACCAAAUUACAAUGCAUCUUCUUCGUAUCAUGUGUCUAGCGCUAAACCACAAUCACCUCCACCUCAUGGUUCAAACACAUCGCAAUCGCACAACAACACAUCAUCCACAAUACAUAAUGAUAAUCUUACAGUACGUACGAUAUCGAUGUCAAGGCCAAAUGCAACAUCAGGAAGCCCAUCCAAUCAAGGAUUUGGUAUUUGUGUUAAAGGUGGUGCUGACGAAUCAAAUGUUGGGGUGUAUAUAUCACGGGUAGAAGAAGGAAGUAUAGCCGAAAGUGUUGGUCUUAAGCCUGGAGAUUCAAUUUUAGAAGUAAAUGGCAGGCCAUUUUCAACUAUAUCACACGAAGAGGCAUUAAAAAUUUUUAAAACAUAUCGUCAAAUUACAAUGACUGUAAAAUGUCCAUCGCCACCUCAAUCAAUACCCACCAUGCACAAAAAGGACGACGAUGAGAACACUAAUCAAGACGAUGCGUGGGGAUUGACCAGGACGUAUUCAUGGAUUAAUCGUAAGGGUCAACCAGUCUCGCCUCCUUUAGAAUAUGCCAAACCCAUUUCUCCAUAUUCAAAAUGGUCCUAUACUCGUUCAUCCAAAGAUAAAAUAAGAAAAGUCGAAUUGGUGAUUGAGCCAGGACAAAGUCUUGGUUUGAUGAUUAGGGGCGGAACUGAGUAUAAUUUAGGUAUUUUUAUAACUGGUAUCGAUAAAGAGUCUGUUGCAGAUCGAUCUGGACUUAUGAUUGGUGAUCAAAUUUUGGAAGUAAAUGGUCAAUCUUUUUUGAAUUUAUCGCAUGACGAAGCAGUAAAUCAAUUAAAAUUUCAAAAGCAAAUGACACUUACCGUAAGAGACGUAGGUAAAGUUCCUCAUUCAUGCACAACAUACAAUCCAGAUACAAAUUGGAACCAUUCCAUAGACAAUGCAGACGGUGCUUUGAAGUUAGGGACAUCUGCUGCAUCUCAAAUGGUAGAGGAAAAAGCUCGAAUUUUGCUGACGAAAAAUGAAUUUAAUACUUUGCGGUAUUAUUUGGAUGAGUAUUCGUGUUCUCGAAUGUCUAUUGACGCAUUUAUAACUAUACUUUUCGAAUUGCUCAAUACAACUGAUAAGUUUACGCUGUUGACGGAAUUGCGUGAACUAAUAGGUCCCUCAGAUCGAGACCGUUUUGAUCAAUUGGUAUAUAGAAGAGGACGGGAAUCCAGAAAAACACACUCCCGAAAACUUGAUGGUUUUAAUACAAAUAUACCUGGAGGUCAAACUAAAGGAUUUGAUUUUCCUAAUGAAAAUUCUGGGAUGGAUAUUGGGACUACCGAGUACUCAAAUUCAAAUUAUAGGACUAGUAAUGAUAGAAAAUCUGAAGGAAAACAUUCUCCAAUGAAAACUGACGAACAAUCUCAUAGAGAUAUGGAAGUCGAAGAAUUUGAAUUUAGCCAUCAAGAUUACGGUGACUUGGAAACUGAGCUUUUACCAAGAAAAUAUCAUAACGAUUUGAUUGAUGUUGGUUAUACGCAUCGAAAUUCAGGCAUUUAUGAUGAAUCUAAUAUGACUAGGUCAUCGAGUGGAUACUUGGAGGGACUGCGAUCCCACUUAGGGGGAUGGACCCAAAAAUUGAAAUCCUGGUACUAUGGAAGUUCUCUACAAUUAUCAAACAAACACGGACGAUCAUAUGAUGGUAAAAAUGAACUACUGGAUGAGGAUGGAAGCUAUCGAAGAGAAAGUGGUUUUAUAGAAUCAUCGUGUUCCAAUAAUAUACAAAACGAAUCUCAGAUAAUGUUGGAUCAACGGAAUCUUCGAAUAAUUGUUAAAAAAAUCAAACCAUUGCUCGGAAUUGCAAUUGAAGGUGGAAUCAAUACAAAGCAUCUACUUCCUAGGAUAAUAAAUAUACAUGAAAAUGGGGCUGCAUACGAAGCUGGUGGUCUUGAAGUCGGCCAAUUGAUUUUAGAAGUCGACGGUCAAAAAGUAGAAGGAAUGCCUCAUCAAGAAGUAGCUAGGCUUAUCGCAGAAUCUUUUGCACAAACUGAUAAAUCCGAAAUCGAGUUUCUUGUAGUUGAAGCAAAGAAAUCAAAUUUGGAACCAAAACCUACCGCACUAAUAUUUUUGGAAAGUUAACCGGUUAAAAAAACAACUAUUGGUGAUAUAAAUUUCUGUUUAUUAAGUACAGCGAUGGACUCCAAUAACAUGACGACUAGGUAUUAAUAAACUAGUUGGAAACAUACAAACGUUUGUUUGAAUAAAUUUAUACGGUUAAUUUUAUUUAUCUAUUAAACAUUACAAGAUGGCAUGUUAUUGAUUCAAUUUAAAAAAAUAAAAUUUCAUGUUUAAGUAUUUUUACCGAAUCAUAUUAUUUUUAUUAAUUCUCAUUUUUAUUCUUUAAUAAUUCAUUUUCUAUCAAUUUCAUUACAAAUAUCUAAUUUUAUAUUACUCUUGUUCAAAUUUAUAUCCAGUAAAACGAUAAAAUUAUAAAUUAUAUUACAUCAUUUUAUUAUUAUUAUUAUUUAAUAAUACCAUACAAUUAUUUUUGAAUAACUGGCCUUAUAAAUUAUUAUAUUUUGUAGUUAUAUCAUAAGAUGUACUUACCUACAUAUUAUUAAAACGUACAAACAUUAUUCAUACAUAUAAUACAGCAUAGUACACGUCUCUUACAGACCAUACUACAGCAGUUAGAUGCAGUACACAAUAAAACAAUAUAGUAUAUUUUAGUUUAUUAUUUUAAGUACUUUCAGAAAAAACUGUGUGUAACGAGGAAUGAUAUAAUGCAUUGAUUUGUAUAAUUAUUUAAUCCGUCAUGCGAGGGAACUUAAUAUAAUAUAUACAAUAUAUACAUUAUGUAUUGAUAUGUAAAAUUAGUAAUCGAUAUAAGUAGCAGUUAAAAUAAUAGUAAUAAUAAUAAUAACUGUGGCCUUAACUUUGAUACUCUGAAAAGCCUACAAAACAUAUUUUUUUUAAAAACGUUAUUUACAUUAAAUUAUGAAAAGAUAGAACUUUUUGAAAUCAUGAGUGCAGACACUUGAAUCCUCCCCCGAACAGCAUUUUAUUUAAGAGAAAACACCGUCUCCUAUAUUCGGUUUCUGUAUACAAUAGAUACGCCGUAGUCAUAUAGUCAAAUCAGGCAUUUAACUAGGUAAAUGGCUAGGAAUAUAUUCAAAGAAUUUGAUUUUCAUGCAAUUUCACUAGGUAUCCAUCUAACCAUUUAGUUAAAUGCCUAUUUCAAGUAAGCCAAAUAAUAAAAAUAAAACAUUUUGUAUUAUUUUAAUAAUUAACUAUAUUUUUUAUUAAUUAUUUAUUGUUAUUUUAUUAAAAAAAAAAACUAUAUAUUAUUUAUUAAUAUGUAAAACACGUAAAUACCUUUAUGAAAUAUGUUUAAUUUCGUGUCCAUCGGUAGGUACUAUUGUUUUAAAACUUAAAACAUAAAUAUAUAUACAUAUAUAUAUAUAAAGGUAAUUACUAAUUAGGUGUUUAAUUUCAUAUACUUAUGUGUUUUACUUAUUAAUAAAUAAUUUAUUGUUUUUUUCUAAUAUGUAUAUACAUAAUAAUAAUAAUUAAUUAAUAGAAAAUAUAGUUAAAUUUUUAAAAUAAUACAUAAUGUUUCAUUUUUAUUAUUUGCCUGACUUGAAAUAAGCAUUUAGUUAAAUGCCUAGUAAUUUAAUUUAAUUUAAUUUAACUAAAUGUCUAGGUGAAUAGUGAAAUAGUAAAAUAAAAAUCAAAUUCUUUGGCUAUAUAUUUAGGCAUUUAGUAAGAUGCCUGAUUUAACUAUAUGCCUACGACAGAUAUAUCUACUAUAUAUAAGUCAUAGGUAUAUUUAUAAUAGGUAUGUGUACAUGCCCCUAAUAUUCUAAGUACUUCAACAACUAACCAUGGGUACCUAUGUUUAUAUAUAUUUUAUACUUCCUUUUUACGAUGUAAUGGCAAGACGGUAACGGUAUACUAUAAUAUCCCAACUAUGUGGCAAGUAAUUUUUUUCUACGAACAUAACCGUCGCCUAUAUUAUAUUAUUAUCCUUAAUAUUUUGAUAUUUUGCAUUAUUAAAUGGAACUCCAUUAUGUACGUUCAAAUUUCACUCAGAUUAUUAAUUUCAUCAUAUUUAAAAUUUAAUAACAUAUUAAACAUUUUAUUAAAUAGUUACAUAGAAUUAUAGAAACACUAUAAUAUUUUAUGUACGUGUCGUGUAGGUGUUUAUUGCGUUCACUCGCAUAUUUAAUUGUUUUUUUUAUCUUUCUCUCUCACUUUCAAUUUUUUUUUUUUUUUUAAUUGAAUUAGGCGACAUACAUGUAGUCGUGAUCAUACAUUAUUGUCAUUUUUAUCGAUUUCAAUAUUUUUUUGUAUACGUAUCGCACUAUCGCGUAUUAGAGUACUAAUAAUAAUAUUACAAUAGUCCGGUGCUGUGUUAUUGUGCCACCCGGGGGAAGAUUUUAUGGUGCCACUCUUUAUUAUUAUUCAUUCAUCUACAUGACAAAAUAAUUGAAUAAUACAAGUACAUUGUUGUAAAUUAAAUUUAUUUAUUUAUAAAGAGCAUAAUUAACUUGUGCAUAAUUAUUGACGAUGAAAUAGUAUUUAUGUUUAGGUACACAAUACUAUAAUAUAAUACCCGAGCUAUGUUUUGAAUAAAUAUUGUAAGAUGUGAAAAUAUUUUUUUUUCUGAACCUAGUGGAUUUCAUCAUUUUAAAAAACAUAAAAAGUAUUACUAAAAUAAAAAUUAAUUGAUCAUUUUUCUGCUCACAAAAUUUGCAACCUUGAUCCUUAGGAAACUUCCUCCCCUAUUUAACACGGCACCGUAGUUAACAUUCGUCAUAGUGAAAUUAAACUCAAGACUAAACUUCGAGUGUUAUCAUUUCGUUUUUUAAACAUUAUAAGGAUUAAGAGCACUGGGGAUUUGGCUAAUGUAUUACAGGCGUAUAAUUUUAUUAUAAACCUAUAAACUGCAGCAAUAGGUAUAAUAGCUAUACAUAUUAUAAUUGGCUUCGCCCGUUACAUUAUUUUAGCUCAAUCGGAAAAAAAAAUUGAUGAUAAUAAAUAAUAGGCAUACUUAGACCACAUAGCUAUAUAGUAUUAUUCAUUGUGGUAUGCCGUAAAACAUUAAUAACCGCGAUAUUAUAUUAUUAAUAUAUAUAUAUAUAUAUAGAACUCGACUCGAUAUUUUAUUUUAGAUACAUAACUAUUGUUUUUAUUUGUACAAAUUAAUUAAUAAAUAUUUGUUGUUUGUUGGACAUAUUAUAAUUUAAAAAUAUAUUAUAUCAUACACUUGUAUAUAAAUAUAUAUAUAUAUUUAUUUAUACAGUAUUAUACGGAGUGUCCAAUGAUAUUCUUGAUAUUUUCAAGUGACACAUUGUGUCUGAUAUAUCUAGGACCCCCUGUUAAAUACAUGUAUAUUGUAUACAUUAUACACGCGUACACACGUAUAUAUAAAAAUAUGCGUGUAUGUAUGUAUUAUAUGAUAGAUAUAUUAUAUAUUUAUAUAUUGAUUAAAUGUGUAUUUUAAUUUACGAUGACAAGUAAUACUUGAGCCUGUAUUUUUGGUACGUUGUAAAACACGCACUAUAUAUUAUUAUAUUGCAUGUUCAUUAUUUGUAGUCGUAAUUAAAUUGUUAUUAAAAAAUAUAUAUUAAUGAUAACUGAAAAA